AUGGGCAUAGAGCAGGCAGACAAUGGCGUCCUCAGCUCUGACUCUCUGGUGCCAGUGAACAUAGUUCAACUUGGUGAAGCGGCAACCUUAACAUGUGCUUUACCGAAAGAGCUGAGCAGUAAAGCAAUCUACUGGUACAAGCAGAACAUUGGAGAAACUCUUAAAUUGAUAUUGGCACUGUAUAAAAAUACACCACCGGAAUAUGGUCCUGAAUUUUCAAAUUCAAGAUUUAAUGUAAAUAAUGAUAAAAAUUUUAGCAACUUGAUGAUUCUGAAGACAAUCCAAGAGGAUGAGGGAAUCUAUCACUGUGGAAUCACAGAGUGGAUUAAUGCUGAAUGGAGUGGGACAUACCUGUUAGUGAAAGGAAACAUUCAGAGGACAUCAAACUACUCUGUUGUCCAGCAGCCGACAGAAUCAAAACCGCACCGUACAGGAGACACAGUGACUCUUGAGUGUUCAGUCCUCUCUGAGUCUCAGAAUGAGGCAUGUCCAGGAGAUUAUAAUGUCUUUUGGUUCAGAGCAGGAUCACAAAAAUCUCACCCAAACAUCAUCUACUCUGAUGGAAAUAGAAAAAACGAAUGUGAGAAAAGAUCAGAGACUCAGAAAAACUGUGUUUAUCACUUCUCUAAAAAUGUCAGCGCUUUUGAUGCUGGGACUUACUACUGCGCUGUGGCCACAUGUGGAGAGAUUAUAUUUGGAAAUGGAUCUUCAGUGGAACUUGGUACGAUUAUGAAUUAA
Molecule: messenger RNA, 738 nt
Organism: Maylandia zebra (zebra mbuna)
Lineage: Eukaryota; Metazoa; Chordata; Actinopteri; Cichliformes; Cichlidae
Source: RefSeq, a predicted model, not a curated record